This is a messenger RNA of Daldinia childiae, 258 nucleotides long. RefSeq lists its product as uncharacterized. The transcript has 3 exons. The coding region runs from base 1 to 258 and encodes 85 amino acids. The record is from RefSeq and is a predicted model, not a curated record. Lineage: Eukaryota; Fungi; Ascomycota; Sordariomycetes; Xylariales; Hypoxylaceae.
AUGACUUUUGUAGGAGGCUACGUGGUUUUCCUACCAGGCAGAUGGAAUGUUCCGAAUUUUCUAUUCGCCUACAUUAUGGUUGCAGUAUGUCCGAUACUCUUCGUCGGUUGGAAGGUGGUUCAUAAGACCCGUCAUCGUAGACCGUAUGAAGUGGACUUGCUCAGAGACGUAGCUGCGGUCGAAGACUACACCAACAAGUUCGUCCCGGCACCUCCCAGGAACUCUUUCGCCAGGUGGUUCAACUGGCUAUUUAGCUAA